Molecule: messenger RNA, 1823 nt
Organism: Thlaspi arvense
Lineage: Eukaryota; Viridiplantae; Streptophyta; Magnoliopsida; Brassicales; Brassicaceae
Source: the annotation of a GenBank genome assembly
GUUUGGCCACUGGGCAGAAUUAGACAGACUGUAAAUUGACAAAUGGAGAAAAUGGCAAACAUUUGAAUCCCAAAGAGCGCCACUUUCUCUUCGCUAUACGACAAAUCUUCCCUCCUUAUUCCCUCCUCUUUGUUCCCUUAACCUUUCCACCUUCCGCAUCGUAACUCGUAACCCUACAAUUUGUCUACAUAAACCAUCCUCUGUUUCUCCCCUUUCUGGGCAUUUUUCCUCUCAAUCGAAUCAAUUUCAGGAUAGAUGGAUUCUCCCACAGAAACUGGACUAGAGAUUUCUGACGAUUCAUGUGGGUGGCCACAAAAUCUCAACUCGUUUGAAGAAAUCUCAUCAGGUUUAGACCAAAAUGCCUCUUCCCCUGUAACUCCAGAAUCUGUCAGGAUACCUGUAGCUCUCAGCUUUGAUAAUGGCAGUUCCGAUGUUUCUCCCAAUCAUGACUCUGACUCUUCUUAUUCCGAGUUAGACUCGGAAGCUGAAGCCUUUUACUCAUCUCUUAACCACCAUCUGGUCUCACCAGGGACAAUGGGUAGCCAUGAGUUUGCUGAGAAGCAAAUGAGCUAUGGAGAAUUGAUGAAGAAAUUUGUCCAACGCGAGGAAGAGCUUAGGACUACGACUCUAAAGCUCCAAGAUACUGAACAAGAGAUUGAGAAACUGAAAGGCGAAACCGAGAAGAGUGAGUCUGCUGUUCUACUUGCUGAGCUUGAAACUGCAAGGAGAGAAAUAGAGACGAGGGACACAGAGAUUGAGGCUGAGAAAAAGCGAGUUCUCGAGCUGCAAAGUCAGGUGGUGGGUUUGGAACGUACGCUCUCAGACUUAAAUGUCAGCAUUGGGAGUGUAGUGGAUGAGCUUCAGUUGAGUAAAGAAUGUUUGGGUGUAUCAGAUGGUGAGAUAGCAAAGCUAAAGGAAAUGUUGUGUGAUUGCCAGCAAAGUUUCUCUACUGAAAAAGCAAAACUGGAGAUUGAGAUUGCUGGACUGUUAGAGAAGCAGACUUUCUUGGAAGCUCGGGUCAGAGAAAUGGAAUCACGUGGUGAGGUACUGGAAGAUCAGAUUAGGCAUUCUUCUGCAGAGAAAAUGGAGAUGCAGAGAAAAGAGGCUCAGUGGCAAGCUGAGAUCGAUGCAUUGAAGACAGACCUGGCCUCGCGAGAUGAGCGAAUUGAAGCGUUGAACAAAGACUUCGACAAGCACAAACUGAGUUACGAUAUGCUAAUGGCAGAGAAAGAUGGAGUCUGUGCCGAGGUAGACAAUCUAAAAGCAGAGAUGAGAUCAAGAGACAUCCAAAUCGAGCAAAUUGGGGACCAGCUUAACCAGCUUCGCUAUAGGGAGACCGAGCUUGUGUCUGAAUCAGGAAAUGCCAAGAACACUGUGGAGGAACUGAUAGCGACGGUUAAAGAACUGGAGAAGCAAGCAGAGUUGCGGAGAAAUGCGAUAUCAGAAGGAGAGGAAGAGAAACGUGAGGCGAUCAGACAGCUUUGUUUCUCUCUGGACCAUUACAAAAGCGGAUACAGACAGCUUCUGCGGGUUCUUUCGAACAACAAAAGGCAAUAAGUAGUAAUUCAUGGCCGUGUGAGGUUGAAUGGAUUCGUUCUCAUUUGCUUAUUCGUUACAAUAGUAAAAUGUCGUCCUGUGUUCCAUCAUAUUUGUGUCAUUAUGUGUUUCUCUUCUAUCUCAGACAUUCUUCAGAUUAUUUAGAUAGAAUUGCAGUUUAUAUGAAAUCUAAGCUCGAUAAUGCUUUAAUAUGUGGGUGUGCUCGUGCAGUUAUGUAUUUAAAAGUUUAUGUCUAAAGAUUUAUUUCAUUUAUGCUUAUGUCAUAA